CUCUUAUCCCAUCCACCACCCCACUCCCUAAAAAUGUCGUUUUUCGGCCGAAACAAGAAUCCUCGAAAACGUUCGCCGACGCCCACAGGCUCAUUAUCACGAGAGAACUCCAUCAACGAAGGGGGAUCCGGUGCAACGACACCCCACGGCGACAAACCUCUGUAUCUGUGCAGCCCUUUUGCCGACGCUGCACUCGUCAACGGGAAUUUCAAGACGAUCGUGACGCUUCCGAGAUACGUCGACAGAAUGGAAUGGGUUGCCAUGAACAUAUACGACUUUUACACCAACUUGAAUGAAUUUUACGGUGUCAUCACGGACUGUUGCACGCAGCAAUCGUGUCCUACGAUGUCUGCAGGGCCAAACUUGAAUUAUUCAUGGAUUACACCGGAUCGAAAACAAAUGUCGCUCUCUGCACCUACGUAUAUUGACUCUGUGAUGUCCUCCGUUCAAAACCUCCUCGAGGAUGAGACUAUGUUUCCAACCAAGUCGGGGCAAGACUUCCAUCAAGCUUUCCCAACGACGAUUAGGCACAUAUACAGACAAUUCCUGCGUAUAUUCGCUCACAUCUAUCACGCACAUUUCCACGAUGUGCUCAACUUACGAUCUGAGCCGCACUUCAACUCUCUGUUCGCACACUUCCUGGCGUUUGGAAAGGAGUACGGUCUACUCGACGUGAAGGACAUCAAAGGUGAACCUAACGCACCGGUCGGUGCAGGUCUUUUGUGGGAGAGAUGGAAGGAAUCUGGGAAGUUGGAGGCCUAAAACGUCGGAUUGGACUUCGAGAAUCAAAAGGUUUUCUGUUGUAACGGAAUAGGAGUGCAAAAGAUUUUACCGUUUUUUUCUGGCUUUUCUCGAAUGUGCACGCAUGAAUCAUUUCCAUACCUUGCAAGG
Molecule: messenger RNA, 891 nt
Organism: Marasmius oreades (fairy-ring Marasmius)
Lineage: Eukaryota; Fungi; Basidiomycota; Agaricomycetes; Agaricales; Marasmiaceae
Exons: 5
Coding region: 34-762 (242 amino acids)
Biological process (GO): positive regulation of protein phosphorylation; cell division; signal transduction
Cellular component (GO): cytoplasm; nucleus
Molecular function (GO): protein kinase activator activity
Source: RefSeq, a predicted model, not a curated record